This is a messenger RNA of Nematolebias whitei (Rio pearlfish), 996 nucleotides long. Its product is annotated as procathepsin L-like. Bases 1 to 996 code for a protein of 331 amino acids. Gene Ontology annotation, molecular function: cysteine-type endopeptidase activity. Lineage: Eukaryota; Metazoa; Chordata; Actinopteri; Cyprinodontiformes; Rivulidae. Gene Ontology annotation, cellular component: lysosome. The transcript is spliced from 7 exons. The record is from RefSeq and is a predicted model, not a curated record. Gene Ontology annotation, biological process: immune response.
AUGCUGCCUGUAGCUGUGAUGACGGUGUGUCUGAGUGUGGCUCUGUCCGCCCCCACUCUGGACCCUGAGCUGGACCAGCACUGGGACCAGUGGAAGAGCUGGCACCAGAAGAACUAUGAUGAGAAAGAGGAGGUCUGGAGGAGGGGGGUGUGGGAGAAGAACCUGAGGAUGAUCGAGCUGCACAACCUGGAGCACUCCAUGGGCAAACACACCUACCGCCUGGGGAUGAACCACUUUGGAGACAUGACCAACGAGGAGUUCAGACAGAUCAUGACCUGCUACAGACCUCGUGAAGACAGAAACGCUUCCCUGUUCAUGAAGCCUAAUUUCCUGAAGGCCCCUCCCAGUGUGGACUGGAGAACAAAAUACUACGUUACACCUGUUAAAUACCAGGGUUCCUGUGGUUCCUGUUGGGCUUUCAGCGCCACUGGAGCUAUGGAGGGCCAGCUGUUCAAAAAGACCGGGAAGCUGGUGCCACUGAGCGAACAGAACCUGAUGGACUGUUCAGGACCUGAGGGCAAUUAUGGCUGUUAUGGUGGCUGGAUGAAUAAUGCCUUCAAGUAUGUUAUGAACAAUGGGGGUCUGGACUCUGAAGCAUACUAUCCAUACGUGGGAACAGUACGUAAUGCUGGACCGUGCCGCUACAGCCCAAUGUACAACGCUAUCCAGGUCAACGGGAUAGUGAACAUCCUCAGCGGUAACGAGUCAGAACUGAUGAAUGCUGUGGCCACAGUGGGACCAAUUUCUGUUGCUUUUGAUGCUAGUCAUGACUCGUUCCGUUUUUACAGCAGUGGUAUUUACUAUGAGCCAAGCUGUGUCACGAGGCCGACACACGCUGGGCUGGCUGUGGGCUACGUCUCUUUACCACCAGUUAACUACUGGAUCGUCAAGAACAGCUGGGGGACCAGCUGGGGGGAAGAAGGCUACAUCCGCAUGUCCAAAGACCGAGGCAACAACUGUGGCAUCGCAUCGUAUCCCAGUUAUCCUCUGGUCUGA